ACUCUCAGAACACACAGAGACAUACUCUAACGAAGAAAAACACUUUCUCCGAGAAACAAGAGAGAGAGAUUUCAGCCGAACGAUUUUGAAGCUCUAACCGGUUUAAAACAGAGCGAGUUAAAUAAAGUUCGGUCGGUUCUGUUUUUUUUUCCUGAAAUUAAUCUCGGUUAAUUCCGGUUUACGCGUGAAUUUUCCUCUUAUGAACCAUCUAAACCAACUGUUCGGAGUUAGCUCUGGCGCUGGGCCGUACCGAGACGCGGUGACCGGACUCGAAUCGCUCAAUUUCAGCGACGAAAUUCAGCAACUCGUGACGAUGCCGCCGGAGAACACCGGUUCCUUCACGGCUUUGCUUGAGAUGCCGGCGACUCAGGCCAUGGAGCUUUUCACUUCGUCUUCUCCGGCCACCGUUCCCAGAAUCGCCGGAGAUAUCUCUCCUCCCACUCUCCACCUCUACGGUUCACUGAAUUUUCCGCCGGCGAUCGCUGCAGAGCAAAACGGGAACUUCUCCGGCGACGGCGAGUCCGUACCUUCGAGCUUCAGCGAGAGAGUCAAGUCAGAGCCUGAUGAUUCUUAUCCAACGGUGGAGAAUCAGAAUCAUAACAAGAGGAAAACACGUGGGAAAAAGGUCAAAAGCUCGACGAAGAAGAACAAAAGCUCUGAAGAAGAAUCAGAGAAGCUUCCGUAUGUUCACGUUAGAGCUCGUCGUGGUCAAGCUACUAAUAACCAUAGCUUAGCUGAGCGAGCGAGAAGGGAGAAGAUAAACGCAAGAAUGAAGCUGCUACAAGAACUGGUCCCAGGCUGUGACAAGAUUCAGGGCACUGCAUUGGUGCUGGAUGAAAUCAUUAACCAUGUGCAGACUUUACAGAAUCAAGUAGAGAUGCUAUCUAUGAGACUUGCUGCAGUAAACCCCAGAAUCGACUUCAACCUCGACAGCAUAUUGGCUUCACAAAACGGUUCUCUAAUGGAUGGUAGCUUCAACGGAGAGGCUUAUCAUCAGAUGCAACAGUGGCCUCUUGAUGGUUACCACCAGCCGGAAUGGGGAAGAGAAGAGGAUCAUCAUCAAGCCCAUUUCUUGAUGGGUUCAGGUACUUUGCACCCAAAUCAGGUUAAAAUGGAGCUAUAA
This is a messenger RNA of Eruca vesicaria subsp. sativa (arugula), 1123 nucleotides long. The record is from the annotation of a GenBank genome assembly. NCBI's taxonomy places the organism in Eukaryota, Viridiplantae, Streptophyta, Magnoliopsida, Brassicales, Brassicaceae.